Messenger RNA from Striga hermonthica, 2456 nucleotides. The record is from the annotation of a GenBank genome assembly. NCBI's taxonomy places the organism in Eukaryota, Viridiplantae, Streptophyta, Magnoliopsida, Lamiales, Orobanchaceae.
AAAAGUUUUCCGGCCAGGGAGAUCCUCGUGUAGUAGACGAAUGGGUUCAGGGUCUCGAGAUUAUUUUCGAGGUCAUGAACUGCCCCGAUCGUUUUCGCAUGUUAUGUGCCCAGAUCCAGCUGACCGGUGAUGCCAGACUCUGGUGGCAAGCCUAUUGGAGUAUGCGUCCCGGUGAAAAAGACGGUUGUACGUGGGACCAGUUCAAGGAGUUGAUCCGAGAAAAGUAUUAUCCCUCGUAUUUCCGAGCAGACAUGGAGCGCCAGUUCUUGGCACUCACUCAGGGUACUCGUACUGUUGACGAGUACGAACGAGAGUUCAUCUGUCUCGGAGCCUUUGUACCAGAUCUUGUAGGUACGGAAGCAAAGAGAGCCCACUGCUUCACCGACGGACUUCGCCCAGCAGUCCGCCACAACAUCGUAGGCCACGGCGUCCAGACCUAUGCCCGCGCAGUUGCCAUUGCACAGGAAGUCGAUGCCAGUAUCCGACGUGAAGCCAUCCAGACACCAGCCCAGCCAGUUGCUCAGCCAUCAGCCCAGCCUAAAGUAGCCCAACCAUCAACAAACCAGAAGAAGAGGAAGCUCAGAGGGAGUUCAGAUAACCGGAGGACCCGUCCCAGACAAUAUCCAAAAUGCCCAACCUGCGGGAAACACCACCGUGGAGAAUGCCUCGUGGGCCAGAAUGUUUGUUUCUUUUGUCGUCAGCUAGGUCACUUCAGCAACAACUGUCCAGAACGACUGCAACAACAACCACAACAACGUCAACAGCCACAGCAACCUCAACAACAGCAACUUCAGCAACAACAGCCCAGACAGAAACCACCACGACCACAGCAACAGCAACGCGGCAGACAGCAGGCUCGCGUUUUUGCAGUUUACCAGAGGGAGGCCGACCAGCAUCCAGGUACCAUGUCCGGGAUGAUUAUUAUUAAUGAUGUGCCUGUCUAUGCCUUGUUUGAUACCGGAGCGACCCACUCUUUUAUAUCACGUCGAUGUCUCGAUGCUAUUGGGGUUCGUUCCACUACUGUUGUCGAUCCUCUCGAGGUGAGUUUAGCCUCGAGAAGAAAGAUAGUGACUGACGCUAGAGCCACCGAUCUCAGCCUUUCCAUUGGCGGCCGUAUUCUGCUUACUGAUACUUAUGUCAUCGAGAUGAGGGACUUUGACCUCAUACUCGAUAUGGAUUGGCUAACUCGAUUCCAUGCAGAUAUUCGAUGUUAUGACCGGGAGAUUACUCUUUAUCUUCCGGGAGAUGAUCAGAUCACUUAUUACGGCUCCAAGACUCGUACUCUGCCACAUAUUAUUUCUAUGGCGAAAGCCAGAAAGAUUCUUCGACGAGGUAAUUGCCAGGGUUAUUUUGUGAGCCUCGUUGGAGAUGAGUCGAAGGCACGUUCACCUCAUGAUAUGCCUAUCGUUCGUGAGUUUAUGGACGUGUUUCCAGACCAACUUCCCGGUGGUCCGCCUUGCCGACAGGUGGAGUUUUCUAUUGAUCUUAUCCCUGGAGCCGGACCCGUUUCAAAGGCACCGUACAGAAUGGCGCCUAAGGAAUUGCAGGAAUUAAAAACCCAAAUUCAAGAGUUGCUGAAUCUCGGUUUUAUACGACCGAGCGUUUCUCCUUGGGGAGCACCAGUCCUUUUUGUCAAGAAGAAGGAUGGAUCUAUGCGUAUGUGUAUCGACUACCGGGAUCUUAACCGGUUGACGAUCAAGAAUAAAUAUCCACUUCCCAGGAUCGAUGACUUAUUUUAUCAGUUGAGGGGUGCCUGCGUGUUUUCUAAGAUUGAUUUGCGUUCAGGCUAUCAUCAAUUGAAAAUCAAGGAGUCAGACAUACCCAAGACAGCUUUUCGUACGAGAUACGGUCACUUCGAGUUCGUGGUUAUGCCGUUUGGCCUCAGUAAUGCCGCGACAGUAUUCAUGGACUUGAUGAACCGUGUAUUUCAUCCUUUUCUCGACCAGUUCGUUAUUGUUUUUAUCGAUGAUAUUCUUAUAUAUUCCAAGAGCCAGGAGGAGCACGGGGAGCAUCUGAGGGCCGUUCUUUCGACCCUUAGACGAGAAAAGUUAUAUGCAAAGUUCUCCAAGUGCGAAUUUUGGCUUCAACGAGUGGCUUUUCUUGGCCACAUUAUUACUUCAGCAGGUAUUGAAGUUGAUCCUUCCAAAAUAGCUGCAGUCCAGAAUUGGUCAGCACCAAAGAAUCCGUCCGAGGUUCGUAGUUUCCUCGGUCUUGCAGGUUAUUAUCGUCGAUUUAUCGAGGGGUUCUCGAAGAUUGCACUCCCUUUGUCUCAGCUGACAUGGAAGUCUGUAAAGUUCGAAUGGACAGACCGUUGUGAGUCAAGUUUUCAAGAGCUGAAAAGGAGGCUUACGACGGCACCGGUGUUGACUAUACCCGAUCCUUCCCGAAGCUUCACCAUCUAUAGUGAUGCUUCGAGGCAGGGUUUGGGAUGUGUACUUAUGCAAGACGGCCAGGUC